CGUCUUAGAACAAUCUGUUUUUGUAAUUAUAUCUUUUCAAUCACGAAACAUGGAGUAUUCACCCUCUAGGCGUACGACGAUCUUGACGACGAUUCCUAGCAGGAAGAUUCCGAGCAAAGAAUCAAAACACGAUCUUAAGGAGGUGACACACCUGAAGAAUUUCGUGGACAGUGUCCGCUCGAUUGCGAACUCGCAUUGGACUGUGCUGCUCCAAUAUGGUCCCCACCACCUGGUAGGAAACGUCUCGUUUGGUGGCACCGACGGUGACCAAGCUAAACAACAAUCCGCCCUACGCGAAAACGUUCGUUUGGUGAAGAUAAAAAAUGCCAAAAACUUCAGCAAGGUCAUGUCUUAAAGCUGGCACAUCAAGAAAACAAUCAGCUUUGAUAUUAUGAAUCGUACGAAUCGGAAUGAGAUCGUCCGCCACCGUCUCCUACACAA
This is a messenger RNA of Culex quinquefasciatus (southern house mosquito), 441 nucleotides long. RefSeq lists its product as uncharacterized. Lineage: Eukaryota; Metazoa; Arthropoda; Insecta; Diptera; Culicidae. The transcript is spliced from 2 exons. The record is from RefSeq and is a predicted model, not a curated record. Bases 50 to 355 code for a protein of 101 amino acids.